GUCUUAUACUGAACAAAUGUCAACAGACCUAGUGUAUUUAUAUAACAAGCUUUACCUACUCUAUAACGGGCGGUGAAUCUUCUCUCCCAGGUGUUGGCAGCGUGAAUUACAAACGAAAAGGCACUAGUGCCUGAAACCCUAAUUUCCAUUCGCUCAUUUCAGAAUGUCUCACUUUGGCAGAGCAGGGCCUCCCGAUAUUAAAGACAGUUAUUCUUUGCUAGUUCUCAAUAUCACAUUCCGUACAACUGCAGAUGAUCUUUAUCCAUUGUUUGAUCGUUAUGGAAAGGUUGUCGACAUCUUUAUUCCGAGAGACAGGAGGACUGGGGAUUCUAGAGGAUUUGCGUUUGUCCGUUACAAAUAUGCAGAUGAGGCUGAAAAGGCAAUUGAGAGGCUUGAUGGAAGGAAUGUUGAUGGAAGAGAUAUUGUUGUGCAGUUUGCAAAAUAUGGUCCGAAUGCAGAAGUAAUUCAUAAAGGAAGGCUAACUGCAGAGCCUCCUAGCUCAAGGAGAUACAGGAGUCACAGUCCUCGGCUUUCCAGGAGAAGGUAUGAUGAUUAUAGGUAUCGAGAUCAUAGGAGACGGAGUAGGAGCCGUGAUAGAUAUGAACGACACAGAUAUCAUGAAAGAGAUCGGGAAUAUCGUCGUCGAAGCUGGAGCCAGAGUCGCAGCCGGAGCCGCAGUGCCAGCCCUCGCAGCCGGAGCCGCAGUGUCAGCCCUCGCAGCCAUAGCAGGAGUCAAAGUUGGGACAAAAGAAGUGAGAGAAGGAAAAGAUCUCUGAGUCCUAUUGAUAGUGGUUCCCCUGUACGCCGCAGUCGAUCUCCGCAGCGUCGAAGCCAAGAUCAGUCUAGCCCACCUGCUAGGUCUCCUGCCCAUACAAGUCUGUCACCAAAGGCUCGAAGUGAAUCUCCAAGACCUAGUAAUUCAGGAUAGUCAUAUCUCGUUUGCAAAGCUGCUGUAGAUCCACGUAGCUUCAUAUGCCAGUGGUGUUCCAAAUAGAUUUGUCUCAAGUACAUCUUCUGGUGUUGAACAUGAGUGACACAUUGGUUGUUCAGUAUGUUCGAGGAGUUAUAUUGUUAGAUCAAGAUGGUUAGUCUGAUCACCUGAAUUUUAUCUCAUUAAUUUAUAAUCUUCAGUAUCGGUGGGUUGGUUAUUUGGAGGGGUGCUAAAUGUUGGUUCUGACAAGUUCACUGUGCACACCCUACGAGGUGCUUUUUGGUAGUUAAGUCAUUUCUAGACCGGAAGUAACAAAUUUGCAGCCUUUUUACUUGUGCCCUCAUUCAGUAGAGGACAUACUUUAAUAUGUGCUUUACUAUUUUAUUUUAGUUUUUUUAGUCCUGACUUAUGCUGGACUAUGACUGAGAUGUGAUAGUUAGUUGGGGACGUGGAAACACUGCUGGUUGCUGUGAUGAUGAUGCUGUUGUAGCUGAUGAGAGAGAAUAACAUCCAAUUUUCGUGUUGAUUUU
Molecule: messenger RNA, 1461 nt
Organism: Cryptomeria japonica (Japanese cedar)
Lineage: Eukaryota; Viridiplantae; Streptophyta; Pinopsida; Cupressales; Cupressaceae
Product: serine/arginine-rich splicing factor SC35
Exons: 8
Coding region: 164-928 (254 amino acids)
Molecular function (GO): RNA binding
Source: RefSeq, a predicted model, not a curated record